AUGCUUAUUCGGGUAAAGAUUAGACAUAAAUUAUUCAAGCUUCUGUCUCCAGUAGAAAGAAAGAAGUCACUUCCCGGUGUACCGUUCCAGUGGCCAAAUGGACAAGGCACUGAGAAGUUUUUUGACGGCAGAAAUGCUGCGCGGAGGUGGAGGAGUCAAUAUGGUUCAAUAUACAGCAUUUGGUCUGGCUUCAAGCGCGAAAUUGUGCUCACGAAACCAGCCCACAUCAAGGCCUUCUACAAGGAUUCACACGUUCAUAUAAAGUCGUCUGACAAUAAUGCAGGAUGGCUUUUUGCUGAACUGCUGGGCGAAUGCGUCGGAGUAGUCAGUCAGAAAAGAUGGAAAAGAGUGCGGGGACACUUUGAUAGCCAUUUCACUCGACCUGUGUCUAUUAAUCGGACCGGCCAGUUCGUUUCCGAUGCUAGGGAGUUUCUUCAGCCUUGGAAUAACUCUAAAGGUACAUUUCACAUCGACCCAGCAAAUGACUUGAAGUACUGUCCGUUUUUCAUGGUCGCCGGCAUCUUCUUCGGGCGGCUUACCCCAGACCAGCGCAAAACACUUUCCAGUCUCGGGCCUCCAAGGGAAGAACUUUUUAGGGAGACCUUUAUGGGUGGUAUCAACCGAUUCAGAAUCACAAAGUAUUUUCCUCGCUCUGCGAUAUCACGUCUUCGUGCCUUCCAGAAAGCAUGGGAAGACUUCGUGCGAGAUGCCGCCGAGCGCGCAUCGUCGCACGACAACGGAGCAAUCGUCUCGCUCUGGGAAGCAGUUCAAAAUAACAAACUUUCCAUGCGUGAGCUACUCCAAACGCUCGACGAGUCCAUGUUUGCGAACCUCGAUGUCACCACUCAUGCGGUUGCAUGGAAUAUUCUGAGACUCUCUCAACACACAGAUAUCCAGCAGAAGGUGUAUUUGGAGAUGCAGCCAUAUGUAACGGAUCUGAAGUCAUACGAAGAGUAUCUUCGUAAUGAUGAUAGUUUAUUGGCCGCAUGCGUGCUGGAAGCGUCUCGACUCCAUCCAAUUCUACCCUUCUCGAACCCGGAGUCCGCAGAGGACAAUAAGAUGAUCGAUGGCUACAUCAUUCCUCGGAAGACCGAUGUCAUCGUCGACGCUUAUGCAAUAAAUGUGGAAAAUUCAUACUGGGAGAAUGCCCAGGAGUACGAUCCAUGGCGACACCUUGGACAAAAGGACCAGGCACGACGACAUAAUAUGUGGCGGUUUGGUUUCGGUCCUCGACAAUGUCUGGGAAAGCAUGUUGCCGAUAUCAUCAUUCGUGUUAUCCUAGCCGAGCUGUUGACAAACUAUGAGUUGGCACUGGUGCAGGGAGAAGGGACAGAUUUUGUCAAACUUCAAGCUGACAGUUGGAUUGGCUUGCCUAAUAGUAAGGUUCAGCUUGCUCCCCGAGCUAAGUAA
Westerdykella ornata is the source of this 1410-nucleotide messenger RNA. Its product is annotated as cytochrome P450. Lineage: Eukaryota; Fungi; Ascomycota; Dothideomycetes; Pleosporales; Sporormiaceae. The transcript has 6 exons. Gene Ontology annotation, molecular function: heme binding; monooxygenase activity; oxidoreductase activity, acting on paired donors, with incorporation or reduction of molecular oxygen. The coding region runs from base 1 to 1410 and encodes 469 amino acids. The record is from RefSeq and is a predicted model, not a curated record.